AUGAUCACAAAAAAAUCAAGCCUACGACCGCCUGUCAAUGUACCUCUUCGUUUCGAGGAUAGCUCUGUGGGUGCAGAGAACCACCCAGUUGAUACUAAUCACUCAGUACCGAGCAUGUUCUUUGCACUUGGACCAGGAUAUCGAGGCGGUUUCGUUAAUGAUCGGCUGACUGACAACACAUCUAGUCCUUCUUACGUACAACCUAGUGCCAUAUAUAUAGAUUCCGGCUUCCAUGGUGGGGAAGAUGUGGGAAUUUGGGCUGAUGGGCCUUUCUCGGAAUUGUUCUCUGGAGUUCUCGAGAAUACCGAAAUAGCCUACUUGAUCAAGUAUUUAUUAUGUAUCGGAAACUCUGGUCACAACAUAUGUGACUCAGAAGAACAGAAUACGUCAUUAUUCAACCAGCUCACAAGUAAGUUGUGA
Ostertagia ostertagi is the source of this 420-nucleotide messenger RNA. The record is from the annotation of a GenBank genome assembly. NCBI's taxonomy places the organism in Eukaryota, Metazoa, Nematoda, Chromadorea, Rhabditida, Trichostrongylidae.